AUGGUUAAACAAAAACCAUUAGAAGAAGGAGAAAGAGGUGUAAUAAUAAAUAUAUCAUCAAUCACUUAUCAAUAUGGACAAACAGGAAAUGUUCCAUACUCCGCAUCUAAAGGUGGUGUGGCUUCAAUGACUUUACCUAUGACGAGAGAUUUAUCUAGAUUUGGCAUUAGAGUUGUUACUAUUGCUCCCGGAUUAUUUGAAUCUCUAUCUGCCAUUAUAAAUGAAAGAAUGAAACAAAAAUUGAUAAGUCAAAUUGAGUACCCCGCUAGAUUUGGUAAACCAGAUGGUGAAUUUAAUAAGCUAGUUGUUCAUUUGAUUGAGAAUACUUACAUGAAUGGUGAAAUCGUUAGAAUUAAUGCUGGUACUAGAUUAGGAAAAUUAUAA
This is a messenger RNA of Rhizophagus irregularis DAOM 181602=DAOM 197198, 384 nucleotides long. Lineage: Eukaryota; Fungi; Glomeromycota; Glomeromycetes; Glomerales; Glomeraceae. The record is from RefSeq and is a predicted model, not a curated record.